AUGCAUCUACAUUUCGAGCCGAGUGUAAACACAAAAUGUGAUUGCACAAUUAUGUCGCUCUCAUGGAUGGGUAAAGUUCCUGAUGAUAUACCAGAGGAUGAAGAUUGGAAACUAAAUCGAACAAAUUAUUAUCAAGAAGGAUGGCUGGCCACAGGAAACAUUCGUGGUAUUGUCGGCGUGACAUUUACGACUUCACAUUGCCGCAAAAACAUGGACUUUCCGAUACGUACCAACUAUAAUCUGCGUGGACAUCGUUCGGAUGUAAUUUUGGUAAAAUGGAAUGAACCAUAUCAAAAAUUGGCGUCUUGUGAUAGCACCGGCAUUAUUUUCGUUUGGAUCAAAUAUGAAGGACGCUGGUCGAUCGAAUUGAUAAAUGAUCGUAACACGCCAGUUACAUAUUUCUCUUGGUCACACGACGGACGAAUGGCGCUCAUUUGCUAUCAAGAUGGCUUUGUAUUGGUUGGCAGCGUCGCUGGUCAACGGUAUUGGUCGUCCAUGCUUAAUCUAGAGUCGACCAUUACUUGUGGUAUUUGGACGCCAGACGAUCAACAGGUGUAUUUCGGCACCACACAGGGUCAGGUGAUCGUUAUGGACGUACAUGGUGCGAUGGUGUCACAAGUACAGCUUUGCAAUGAUGUCGGCAUAACCUCAAUGGCGUGGUCAUGUGAAAAAUUUAAAAUGGAAGAGGGUGAAGAAUCCGAGCCGGGCGUUACCAAUGCCGCUAAACGCUCUUUUGUAUUAGCUGUAAGCUUUCAAAAUGGUUUUAUAUAUUUGCUAAAGUCAUUCGAUGACGUCUCGCCGGCUCAUAUCAAUACGGGGCUUAGUGGCAGCAUAGGCAUGGUUAUGGAGUGGAGUAAUUCCCGUGAACUGCUCGCUGUCGCCGGCACCGCACAGUCCUCGUUGAAUAUGUUCGAUCAACAGGGUGCACCGCUUUAUGAGAAUUUAUUGAAAUUUUAUACCGAAUCUGGAAAUCUAUUAUACCAGAUACGCCUACCAAAUACCUCUUCGACUGUGUCGGCGCUGACGUGGGGCCACAACGACAAGCGGCUUUUCAUUGCGACUGGUACUCAAGUGCAUAUUGCAUGGGUAUCGCGACGUAUAGCAUCGCUACAGUUUUUAUGUCGCCUACAAAUACAGGCAAGCAUCGGUUCGGAACGCAUUUUGCCACUGCUACCGUUGCCGUCACGUAUUAGAAGUCUGAUUGGCAUGCUUUUUGCUCAAACAAUAAGAUGCUGUGUACCUGAUCUUAAAUCCGUACGUGAGUUCGUUUCCCGACCACCAAUGUGUUCGACACGCCUGCACUGCACCAUGAUUCGGCACGAUGAAGAUCCCAACCAAAAUACAGGCAUUUGCUAUACACUCUAUUUAGAAUAUUUGGGUGGCCUCGUGCCGUUGCUUAAGGGUAAACGCAUCUCGAAAAUACGUCCAGAAUUCGUUAUAUUCGAUCCUCAAGCCAAUGACUCACCGGUAUUUUUGCAAUACUCACCAGAGUGGAAAAGCUCAUCGGGUUCAAGUCAAUCCACCACCACCGGACAAAGUGGCAGAACUGAUUCAUCCGACAGUGAGUUUGAGGAUCGAUAUCGCAGCUCGCCGCGUCCAACGCGUCAGCGAAAAAUGCGACAAAAGAAACGCAAUCAGUGCAAUGGAGAAAAGUAUUCUGUAAACACAAAUGCUGAUCCCGAUAGCAUGGAUGAACUCGCCUACGUCGAUACGCUUCCUGAGGAAGAGAAACUGGUUGAGGUAACCUCAAAUAUUUGGGGUACCAAAUUUAAAAUUCAUGGACUUGCCAAAACCGUCCCAGCCAAUUUAGGCCAAAUAACGUACAAAACGUCCCUCCUGCAUCUGCAGCCAAGACAAAUGACACUAGUUAUAACCGAAUUACGCGACGACUUUCCCUCAGGGCCGGAUCCAAACUUUAAUCCGAAUAUUUUCUCUGAAGACGAAGACGAGGCGGCGCUACUGAAUGGCAGCAAAAGUAAUGGCAACAACUACAAUGCAAAUACAGCCGUAAAUGCGGAGGCACUGGCAAAAGCCACGUCGGCAACAGCAGCGGCACAUCGUCGUCUCAACGAAAUGUCACCACCCAUUGCACCGAUGUCACCACGUCCCAGCCACCUGUUGGCACGACAUAAAAACGCUUUAAAUAACAAUGGCUUACAAACUACGGGUUUAAGUCCUUUGGCGCGCGCAGAAUCGUACGAUGACGAUUCGUCGAAUGAGUCACAAGAUGUGAAUGGCUAUCAUAACGGUGCCAGAGCGAAUGCAACUAACAGUACAACACAUCACAAUACAAAUAACGUGCCCAAUAAUAACAAUAAAUUAACGCGUCCGAAAAACAUAACCGCCACCACACCAGGCAAGCGUAGCAGUUUAGGACCAGGCUAUAGUAGUUUCAAAAAUAACUACAGUCGUACUAGUUCAAACUCGAGCUCGCAAUCGCGCCACGCAAUAUCACCUUUAUACUGUGAUGGUUCCGUGCCAACAUUACAAUCGCCCAAAAAUGCUGUAGCACCAACAGACAUCAUCUUUGAACGGCCCGCCGUGUCGGGUAAUGGACAAACAACAGUUAUGUCUUACUCAAGCAACUCGGAUUACACCAAUAAUGUUGUGCAAGUAAAGAACGUUUUACUGCCUGAGUUAAUACGUUCAACGACAAACAGCCAUGUCAAUCCGGUGCCGUUAAAUCUAAGUUUGAACCUGGAAAGAAUGGAUGCCAGGCACAAGUCUCCCGCUUAUAAUGGUAAUUUCAACGUAAAUAAUAACACGGCUAACAAUAACAAUCCGAAACGGCGUGAUAUCUCAUAUAUAGACGAAGAAACUCAGUCACCCACUCAGCAAGCUUUGAUCACCUUUACGCCCGUCUCCACACCUGUUGAGAUACGCAUGAAACGCACAACAACGGUUGUAUCUAUUGCGCCCGCACUGCCAGAUUCGAUUACGCGAAGUUGUAGUGUUGGUUAUUUGGACUCCGAUGCUAUCACACCGUCCGACGAAGCUUUAAUGGCUUUGCGAAGAGACGCGCCCACUAAACGUUUGAUUUUAGUGGACAAGCGUAAGACAAGAAAAAAACGUCAAACAAAUGAGGACUCACGUAAACCGAAAUUGGAGAAAUCUGGAAAAUCUAAAAGUUUGGAUUCCUGUGAUUUAGUCUUUAGUCAAACGAAACAUAACAGCAAAGAGUCAGAGAGCACAUCACGAAAACUUCAUGAAAUCACCGAGGGCAAAACGAGCAAUAAUGAAAGCCCUCAAACCAGACACUGCUCGAAGUGCAAUAAAAGUAUUAGUCCCAACGAAGAAUGUAAACAUUGCCAAUCAACCAGACCCAUAAUAGAUGAACAAAAGAAAGAAGAAAAAAUACGCCUGGUGUCCACCGCCCCGAAAAAAGACUUCACCACCAACACAAUAGUCUAUGAGAAUAUAUAUAAGAGCCCAGAACAAAGAAAAAAGACUGCUACACCGCGAAAGAAAAAACUGGAUGUAAUCACCAGUUUCACCGACAGUCCACUCUUUACACGGAAACAUCGAUUUGGCAUCAGAAGUCGCAGCAAAGAGACGGGCAGUAGUAGUGAGACAAAUACCGAAAGCUCAACACCAUUAUUGGGCCGUAAAAAUGAUAAUGGAUUUAGUUUCGUAAAACAAUUAACGGAGGCACGUUGGCGACGUAAAGAGACGCAGAGUACACAGAAUAUAAAUACAGUGAAAAAUCAAAGGGAUUUUGUGGCACACCAACAGAGCGGUAGCAGUAAUGGGAAUCCCAUUGAGGCAACACCUGUUGAGGCUAAGGCUUCCGUAUCGCUGCAAGCACAGGCACUUACCACAUUAGAGAAUAUUAUCAGCCGCUUACGAGACCUCGAUGAGGGCCGACUCACACCGCCAGCAACACCUAAACGCCUACCACGUAGCUCACCAGCCUCACCGGCUGUCAGUAAAAAGAAUAAACGGCAAGGCAGUUCGCCCAUUCGUCAUUUUUUAAAUUCACCUCUACUAAAUAGGCGAUAUCGUAAAAAACAAUGUCUCAUAGAAAGUUCAGAUGAUGAAGGUAACGGUACAAAUGGGUCAGGCGAAGAAAACGGCGGUGGUAGUUAUAAUAAGCAAUAUCGUGAUUUGGAAACAUUCCAAAAGGCACAACUACUUCAGAAGCUUAAGCGUGGAAAAAUUGAACCGAAUGGUUCUUCUACCUACUCAAAUCCAGCACCGGUUAGAAGAGAAUUUGUGAUGCAUAAUAAAGCGCCAAUGUGGAAUGAGCUGAGUCAAGUCUAUCAAUUGGAUUUUGGUGGACGCGUAACGCAAGAAUCGGCGAAGAACUUCCAAAUUGAAUUCCGUGGCAAACAGGUAAUGCAAUUCGGCCGCAUCGAUGGUAAUGCAUAUACACUGGAUUUUCAGUAUCCAUUUUCGGCAUUGCAAGCUUUUGCUGUUGCUCUAGCAAAUGUCACACAACGAUUGAAAUAAGAACGUACAUAUAUUUGCAAAUGUAUGUAUGUAUGUAUAAGGAAUGAUCGUCUACCUAAAUACAGUUUAAAGAAAACAAAAGAGAAUAAUCAGUGAUUCUAAGUAUUAAGCGUAAAAAUACUCGUACUAAAGGGGCCUAAAAAAUUUAAUGUACAUACUUACUUCUAGUGAUCGUCAUACAUGAUAUGUGAAUAGUAGCUUAAACAUACUUACAGUAACUCGUAGCUGUCAAUUUACUUAUACGGAUUUAUUUAUUAUUAAUUAGUUAAGUGAAGCGGAGAUGAAUAUUAAUGAAAAGUAUGCGUAUUUAGUUAGAAUUUUUUAUUGGAAAAUGUAAGCAAUUUCGAUUUACGAACCAUCAGCAUAUUUAUUUAAAAUUAUUAAAAAGAAAUUGGCUACAAUAGCUGAGUGUUUAGCAGUGCCUGUUAUCAUUCGAAAGACCAUGGUUUUAGUCCCAGUCCAACCAACAUCCAGAAGUUAUUAGAAAAUUAGUUUCGAUAAAAAAGAAGAAUAAAGAGCUGUCUUGGUCAUGCCGAAGUUUCAUACUAUACCGUACCAUAUAAAAUUAUUGGUAUUUUCUUAUAAGAAAUAUUAGCUCUAAUAUCGGUGAUGAUUUUCGGCGACAAUAUUCUUUGUGUUGAGAAUACCCAAUUUCACGUUUUCAGUUGGUUUUCUGACGGAUUUAUUACCCAAAAUCUCAUAUCUAACUAAGUCGGUUGUAUGGGAGCCAUAUAAUAUAGUACUCCAAUUCCGAUAGAUUUCAGCACCAUUGUGUAUUUCAUUAUAUGUGUGCGAAAUACAAAAUUUAACGCACUUAGAUGCUUUCUUAAAAAAAUUUAUGACCCAAAAUCUCGGUCGCAUAAGCUAUAGUGUUCCAAGAGACUAGCUCUUCCCAUAAAUGAUCCUUUAAAUGAACCAGGGCAUUUGUAAACCAAUUUUGAUUGAUAAUUCUUUAAAAUUGAGGAUACAAACAGACGGACGACAGACAGACAUAGCUAAGUCAACUCAACUCGUCAUUCUAAUCCGAUGGGUAUAAAUUUGUAUGAGCCAA
Molecule: messenger RNA, 5500 nt
Organism: Ceratitis capitata (Mediterranean fruit fly)
Lineage: Eukaryota; Metazoa; Arthropoda; Insecta; Diptera; Tephritidae
Gene: Tusp
Product: tubby-related protein 4
Exons: 11
Coding region: 1-4449 (1482 amino acids)
Molecular function (GO): protein binding
Source: RefSeq, a predicted model, not a curated record